Messenger RNA from Owenia fusiformis, 2028 nucleotides. Lineage: Eukaryota; Metazoa; Annelida; Polychaeta; Sabellida; Oweniidae. The record is from the annotation of a GenBank genome assembly.
AGUAAUGAUCCGUAUGGAAUGUUGGCAUGUAAGAUCUUAGUCAUGAUACAUGUACCUGUACAAAGAAUUGGUUUAGAAUAGUACAUGUGUUUGUUCAAACGUAAAUUGAGGAUGAGAAUGGAGGUUUUUGCAGUGUUCUCUGGAAUUUUAACACUUCUCUUGCAGGUUCAUGCUGUCUAUGGAGGAUCCUUUGGGGCUAUGCUGUUUGGACGAUUGCAUUCAUCCGGAAAUAGACAACCGAUCAGCACAUUCGGUGAUGAUAUUGGUAGACGCGGUGGUUGUAACCCCAGCAUAUAUGGGCACGAGAAGUAUUCUUCUGUGACGUAUCAGGGUGAAGUCUACAGAUGUGCAUAUUAUGAAUGCAAGGCUGAGAUUGUUGCCUCUUUGAUCCAGUGGAAAUAUCGUCUAAAAUUUUGCCCGGAUGGUCAAGGUGUGACAUCAGAAUUAAUAUCAAAAGGAACUAUUGGAGGAAGACCUCCUCCAUGUGAAAGGAAUAAUGCUUGCAAAAAGACACUAGCAGAAAAGGGAAUUAGGAACGCUUCUUCCCCAAUCUGUAGGGUGGACUUGGUGUUACUCCUUGAUACAUGUACACUAGGCUCAAGUGAGAAAAGGAAAGUUCAAACAUUUGUUCUUAAUCUCAUCAGUGCAUUUUCAAUUGGCCCCAGUGCGUCAAAACUAGCUAUUGUGUCUUAUGAGUACGAUCUGGACGAACUGUUGAGCUUCGGUUCAGCGGAAGACGAGCGCACAGCAAAGAUUUUAUUUGACAACAGCUUCAACAUAGAAGAUACAUCCCUGAAAUGUGGAAAUGAGUCGUGGGAAGUCCUGAAAUAUGCAUACGAGAACUUGUUCUUUGGUGAAGACAUUUACAACAGACAAGAUAUAGAGGAUACCAUUGUUUUGAUCUCGGAUGAGACCUCAAUAGGUAAUGAUGAGGCUACCUUUUGGGCAGAUAAACUUAAGUCAAAUGGAGUUAACAUACUAGCAGUUCACUUGACCAAUACAACAAGACAGGGAGAGAAAGUACUUCGAGAAUAUGCUUCGGACAGCCUGAAUGGUUACUGGAGUGUACCAGAUAUAGGAUCGUUUGGUUCUAUACUGUUUGGACGAAAUUUUUCAUCCAGUAGACCAGUUAGCACAUUCGGAGAUUAUCCUGAUCAUGUUAAACGCAAAGGUUGUAACCCAAGCAUUUUUGGACACGGCAAGUAUUCUUCUGUGACGUAUCAGGGUGAAGUCUACAAAUGUGCAUAUUAUGAAUGCAAGGCAGAGAUUGUUGCCAAUUUGAGGCGUUGGAAAUAUCGUCUAAAAUUUUGCCCCGAUGGCCAAGGUGUGACAUCAAAAUUAAUAUCAAGAGGAACUAUUGGAGGAAGAACACCUCCUUGUCAAGGAAAUAAUGCUUGUCAACAGACACUAGCAGAAAAAGGACUACGGAGCGCUUCUUCCCCAAUCUGUAGGAUGGACUUAGUAGUACUUCUUGAUACAUGUACACUUGGCUCCAUUGACAAGAAGAGAGUUCAAACAUUCGUUCUUAAUCUCAUCAGUGCAUUUUCAAUUGGCCCCAGUGCGACAAAACUAGCGAUUUUGUCCUAUGAGGACGAUCUAGACGAACUGUUAAGCUUCGGUUCAGCGGAGGACGAGCGCACAGCAAAGAUUUUGUUUGACAACAACUUUAACACAGAAAAUACAUCCUUAAAAUGUGGAACUGGGUUGUGGAAAGUCUUCAAGUAUGCAUACGAGAAUUUGCUAUUUGCUAAAGACAACAACAAUAGAGAAGAUAACGAGGAUACCGUUAUUCUGAUUUCUGAUGGGACGUCAAUAGGUAAUGAUGAGGCUAAAUCUUGGGCAGAUAAACUUAAGGCAGAUGGUGUCAACAUACUAGUGGUUCACUUGGCCAAUACUACUAGAAAUGCUGAGAAAUUACUCAGGGAAUAUGCUUCAGACAGCAUGAAUGGCUACUGGAGUGUACCAUAUACAGAUCAAAUUGGAGAAAUUGAGGAUGAAACUGUUGCAAGAAUAUGCAGUAAAAGAUAA